Molecule: messenger RNA, 887 nt
Organism: Drosophila hydei
Lineage: Eukaryota; Metazoa; Arthropoda; Insecta; Diptera; Drosophilidae
Gene: Pef
Product: peflin
Exons: 4
Coding region: 68-667 (199 amino acids)
Biological process (GO): COPII vesicle coat assembly
Molecular function (GO): calcium ion binding
Source: RefSeq, a predicted model, not a curated record
UUUCCCUACCGUGUUUCGUGCUUCUGGUCUAACUAAUUAACAUCAAAGUCAAAUUCCAUCAAGUAAAAUGUCCUACGGCGGCGGUUACAAUCCCUAUGGACAGCCAGGCGGUGGCUAUGCUGCCCCUCCAGGCGCAUUUCCGCCUCAAAACGCACAAGUUUCACCACAAGCUCAUCAGUGGUUUGCCAUGGUUGACAGGGAUCGAUCUGGGCACAUUAACGCCUCAGAAUUGAAGGCGGCAUUGAUCAAUGGGCGAGGCCAACAGUUCUCGGACAACGCAUGCAAGCUGAUGAUAAGCAUGUUCGACAACGACGCCAGUGGCAAAAUCGACAUAUACGAGUUCGAGAAACUUUACAACUACAUCAAUCAAUGGCUGCAGGUGUUUAAGACCUACGAUCAGGAUGGCUCCGGUCACAUUGAGGAAGGCGAGCUGACACAAGCAUUUACCCAAAUGGGCUUUCGUUUCACGCCGGAAUUCAUCAAUUUUCUGGUCAAGAAAAGUGAUCCACAGAACAAUAAAGAGGUAUCUGUGGAUCAAUUUAUAGUACUCUGCGUGCAAAUACAACGCUUUACCGAGGCAUUCAGACAGCGCGAUACCCAACAGAAUGGAACCAUUACCAUUGCCUUUGAGGAUUUCCUUAGUGUCGCCAUCGGCUGUUCUUAUUGAAGAUGACUCGAACUAUUUGGAACUCUAACGACCACUCUUACACACACGCACUCUCAAAGCCUUUUGAAGAUAACAAAACUAUAUUCCGUUUACCUAUGGUGCAUUUGGUUAAAAAUCUACUGUUAAUUUCCCCCGCUCCCAAUCACAUUGUAAUCUCACACACAUCGUGUAAUGUUAAUGCAGUUCUAAAGUACAAAGCAGCAUAAUAAAAUCAAGUAUA